This is a messenger RNA of Paramecium sonneborni, 546 nucleotides long. Lineage: Eukaryota; Ciliophora; Oligohymenophorea; Peniculida; Parameciidae. The record is from the annotation of a GenBank genome assembly.
AUAAUUUAAUGGUUUAUUAUAAAUUAUUGUUUUCCUGUGAGACUAAGAAUGUUGAAGCAAUUUCAACAGGUGGAACAAACUAUGAGUAUUUAGAAAUUAAUUAUCAUUUAAUAGAUGGCACAUUUCUUUAGUUUGUUCAAGCUGUUAAACAUAAAUUAAUGAAAUUUAUUUUAGAGGUGAUGAUGAAGUAGAUGUGGCUAAUUCAAGAGGAUAAUGCAAUUUUUAAAUGAAAUGUAAAACAUGUGCAAAAAUGAUAAAUAUUUCUUUAGAGAAAUUUCCAGACACAGUCAAUGUUCAAGAAAUAAGUAUAAUUAUAUUAUUUUAUUUUAAGGUAAGGAUAUUUAGAUUGCAUUAUUUGAUUGCAGAGGUGCUGAACCAAAAACCUGGAAUUUCUAAGGUUUGACAGUAAUAACACCAAAUGGAACAGUAUUUUAAGAUGCUGAUUUAACUGAUACAUGGGUUGAAUAUGAUGAAAAGGCUGCAGAAGAAGUGUUAGUUGAUAAAUUUAAAGCUUAUUUCUAAAAAACAAAGUGAAUUCAUAAGAGU